Molecule: messenger RNA, 1146 nt
Organism: Candidula unifasciata
Lineage: Eukaryota; Metazoa; Mollusca; Gastropoda; Stylommatophora; Geomitridae
Source: the annotation of a GenBank genome assembly
AUGGACAGGAAUGGGCCAUCAUCUACGGACAGGAAUGGGCCAUCAUCUAUGGACAGGAAUGGGCCAUCAUCUAUGGACAGGAAUGGGCCAUCAUCUAUGGACAGGAAUGGGCCAUCAUCUACGGACAGGAAUGGGCCAUCAUCUAUGGAUAGGAAUGGGCCAUCAUCUACGGACAGGAAUGGGCCAUCAUCUAUGGAUAGGAAUGGGCCAUCAUCUAUUGACAGGAGAGACAUAUUAAAAAAAAAAAAAAAAACAAUUAACUACCUGGCCAGUGUUGAGCUCGACAGUUGGGCGGCUAGGGGUUCCAGAAGAGGCUCGGCUCUACCGCCAUUUUGUACGUCAUUGGUUCCUACUGAAGCCUCAUCUCGCACAGAGAUAUUACAGGCAGUUUCCAGCGCCAUCAUUCACCUUUUCCAGAGAAAACCAUUGAAAGAAAAUCAGUUAGGCUUGCUACAGGAGCAUGUCAGAUUUCUUAUUGGCUCAGAAGCUGGUGGCCUAGUUCAUGAAUAUUACAAAGACCAGCUCUUGAGAAAAGGAAUGAUUAUCUUGCGAGAAAAAAUCAAGAAUGAACAAGGUCUAGAGCUGCUGAAGCAGUUGAACGAAACAUGGCAGUAUUUUUUCAAAGAAAUACUUCCAGCUUUGCAGGCUAUACUUUACCCUUUAGCAGGACUGUUGGGGAAAGAUGAAACUGUACGUUCCUUGUCAUUGCUUGCCUUCAGAAACAUAGUUGUUCUCAAAGUUAGCUUGAAAGAGGCCUUAGAUUGUGUGGAGAAGCAUUUAUAUCCAUCCAACAUACAGCAAAUGCUGCUGGUUUUACAGAGCAUUCAAGACAAUGUUUUCCUAUCAGAAAACCAAUUCAUAUUAGAAAAGCUUGUAGCAAGAGUGGUUUGUCCAUACCUAGGACAGAGAGGCAUAUAUGAAGGCAGCCCAAACCCAGUUAUCAGAGUCAAACUUAAACCUAUUCCCAUUCCUCUUUUGGUUUUACCAGACAGUCAACAACCUGAACACAGACUUGAUUAUCAAAAAUCUUCCUUGUCGGUGUCACCAUGGAGAGGAAUCCACGAUAACAACAACAGCGUUACAAAACUCAAACCUGUUCUUGAGCAUGUUUAUGAUGGAGGGAGACGACACAGCAUUAUUUCAUGA